This is a messenger RNA of Acaulospora morrowiae, 885 nucleotides long. NCBI's taxonomy places the organism in Eukaryota, Fungi, Glomeromycota, Glomeromycetes, Diversisporales, Acaulosporaceae. The record is from the annotation of a GenBank genome assembly.
AUGUCUCGAAAACCUUCUCUCGAAUCGACAAAUUCUUCGGUCGACCAAGUUGUCCCUUCUGACAAUUGCACCGGUGCAAAUAUUACAAACUUCACAAUUCCACUGUUAAAACUUCCAUUUCCCCCCAAAAUCAAAGCGUCUGACAUAACAAGUAAGCGAAAAAUCUCAGAGAUAAGCUUGAGGCCUCCAAAUGCGUUCAUAAUAUACCGCAAAGAAUUUUUAAAUCACCUCUCCACUUCGAAACAUGGGAACCUUAAAAUGACGGAAGCCUCGAAAUUGGUGAGCAUACAUUGGAACAACGAACCUGACAACGUAAAGGAGGCUUACAAACAAAUUUCUAAGCAAGUCGAGAAUGAACUCAACGAGAAAAAGCGACUGAACGAAAAAUUACUGGAGAAUAGGGUCGUGUGGAAGAAUUCCAAACGAUCGAAGAAAAAUAAACAAAUGAAUGGAUAUGGAAUGUCAUCGGGAGUGAAAAAACGAUCGCGGGAGAACACGAAAGGCUGUGCUGUCAAUGUUGCAAGGCGUAACGUGGUUUAUGAAUUUGUACCGAUAACGCCAGAAGCAAUCAUAAAUACUUCGGUUAAAAGCACCAAAUGCGAAAGAAACAAUAAGACACAAUCUUCUAUCACGUGCUCUAACGAAUUCGCAACCCCAAUUGCCAAUAAUCCCGCAAGCUGCACUUUUGACGCCAUCAACACAUCACAGAUAAUAACGCCAGAAACAUCUGAUGGACUUUUGGUCUGUGAGAAUUUUCAAGUAUUCCAUGAAUUUGUUCAACAACCACUUGAUCCUCUCUACUUUCAAAAUUUUUAUUAUCGACAAGAUGAUAGCUCUGAUUUUGAGGGCGAAAAUGUAGAUUUGACAUAUUAUCUUAACUUAUAA